This is a messenger RNA of Gordionus sp. m RMFG-2023, 1816 nucleotides long. RefSeq lists its product as uncharacterized. Lineage: Eukaryota; Metazoa; Nematomorpha; Gordioida; Chordodea; Parachordodidae. The coding region runs from base 313 to 1089 and encodes 258 amino acids. The record is from RefSeq and is a predicted model, not a curated record. The transcript is spliced from 5 exons.
UUCCAAAUAAAAUAAUUCAUUCAUAUAAUUUUUUUUCACCUAUGCAUUUUGCAAAGCAUAGUAUUAUUCUUGUCUAAAGGUCAUAGAGUUUAAUUACUUGUUCAUCUUUAACUCAGUUCCGCUGCUAAAUCACGGACUUCGCGACUUGCUCAAUUAACUAUUACAAGACAAUUCAAAAAUCAAUCAUUUUUAUAUUUUAGCGCUUCCUUUCAAUUUUUCCAAUUUAAUUUUCGUUCAUGGACAAAUUAUCUUAUAUAUCCGGGUAAAUUAUUCGAAUAAAUCCUCCAUAACCUCCUGUCACCCCUCUCCGUCAUGACGUCAUUGUCGGCCGCCAACUUCGAGGAGAGGAGAAAGGCCCUGAUGGCCAAAAAGCUCUCCUUCUCACCUCCGUCCGUGUCCAAAGUCAAAAAACAAGCCCCGAGCUCGGCGGAGGAGAAACGUAUUAUUUCCGAUCAGAGCAACGGUGAAUUACAGUUACCUGUGAUAAUGACCUCAACUAAUAAUAAUAUUAAUAAAAUCGGCAAAAUCAAGCACGACAUGCACGGAUUAAGUCGUGGAAAGCUGGAUCAAGAGGACGGCGGGAAGCCCUCGCGGCUCUCGGCUAUAGAGAAAAUCAAGGGUAAAAUACAUAUAGACCCAAUGGCUCUCAGGCCGAAAUUACCUCAAACUUCUUCCGCCUCCCACAAAACCGAAAACUCUUAUAACCCACCAAAGUCACCUGAACCCGAUAAACGUAGCCACUUAUCGAGAUCUCCCGUCAUGCGGCACAUACAUAAUCACCCGUCCAAAAUAACGCUGGACGAACCCGCGGACAACGUGCUAUCCUUUGAUCAACCUUCUAAUCACACAACUUUAGCCGCACCUACAUUGACAAGACCUAAAGGUCACUCCAAACGUAAGCCUCCUACUAAAACACUUCCUAAUAUAUCUUCUCUUCCGCCAUCCUUCCUCAUUUCCUCCGGGACUCCAAGUCAACACGCGUCGCUUAAUCGAAACAAUAAUAACAGCAACGAAGAAUCAAAUGUCUCUAACAUGAACGAUGACGUAGUCUCUGAUGUCAUCGGCGAUAUUUUGUUUGUAGACGAAUAAAAUUUAAAUAUUAUAUAGUAGAUUUUUUUUUAUCCCCCCACACAAAAGCGUCUUCUUACUAUUUUCAUAAUCGAUGUAUCGUGAUAUAUUAUUUCUUUGAAUAAUUUGAAACCGAUUUAUAAUCAUUUUUAUAAAAUGUUAUAACGGGCGCUUAUUUUUUUUUAAAGUUUUAAUUUAUUUUUAAAAUAAUUUUUAAAAAAGUAAAUUUGUUAUUAUUUCUAAUAAUCUAAAAAAAAAAAAUUAUCUCUAAAAUUCAAUUCCCAUCUUUAAAUUAAUAUUUUAAAAAAAUAAAUGUUAUUAUAUUUUCUUCAUUAUUUAAGUUCUGCAAAACGCCAUUGUGAUUUUUUUCCUCUAUUAUAAUAUCAACAAUCAUUCAUAAAAAAAAUAUUACUCGAAUAUAAAAUGCUUAAAAUAAUUUUAUAAAUUAACACAACACUUUUAAAUAUUAUUAACUUAUUGCAAGCAAAAAUUAUUAAAAUUUUUAUAAUAAUAAUUAUUUAUAAUUAGACGAUCUUCUAUCGUCACAAUAUUAUACGCAAGGACAGCUUAUGCUUUUUCCAAGAAACCAUCAGGAUCAUCUGGAUAAAUUCAUACGCUAAUUAUACGAUGUUAUAUUGAUUUGGUAUGAUAAAUGCGAAUGCUAUUGGCGCAUUUUAAAUUUUCAUCUCCCCCAAUCCGAAUAUUGCAAAAUUAUAAUUUUUACAAAACAAAACAAAAAAUUAUUAUU